Drosophila subpulchrella is the source of this 3739-nucleotide messenger RNA. RefSeq names its product serine/threonine-protein kinase D1 (gene PKD). The transcript is spliced from 8 exons. Gene Ontology annotation, biological process: protein phosphorylation. Gene Ontology annotation, molecular function: protein serine/threonine kinase activity; ATP binding. The coding region runs from base 651 to 3185 and encodes 844 amino acids. Lineage: Eukaryota; Metazoa; Arthropoda; Insecta; Diptera; Drosophilidae. The record is from RefSeq and is a predicted model, not a curated record.
CAGUUGCGCGGCGGUCGAGGCGAAGUGCAAACGGGCGAAAUUUUCUCGUUGGCCUAAACGACAAAAUCAGCGCAACGUGGACAUUUCCACGAUGCUGCCACACAAAUAAAAAAAUCACGAAAAGAAAAAAAAUAAGAAAUUACUACGACACACACACACACACAGAGAGAGAAACGGCAAACAAAUAUUGAAAAUUCUAAGGAAAGCGCCUAGGGAAAUGGGGCACGAGCAAAGUUAGUUUUCAUGACCCAGAGGCGGUGUGUGUGGUGUCAAAUCUGGUUUAUAUCUCUCCUGGACAUAUAGAGCCGUGACCGACUGGAACCCUUGAACCACAAGCCGACUCUGAACCGCAGCCAAAACAGAGAGCUGCAAUAAGGACUGCGGUGGCAGGAGCAGCACUAAACUUACGUUCGUCCUUGGCAUUUUGCAAUAACAACUCUGGGGUGGUGGAAAACCUCGAGAAAUCACUGCAGGCCAAGCGGAAAAGGAAAGGGACGGGAAGGAAUUUUAUUGGAUCUGGGGACACAGGACCUCCCUGAAAGAGGGGGACCGCCCGAACCACUGCAAUCCUGGCCCAACGAAACCACAGCACCUCCAACGGCAGCAGCGCAGCCAGCGUCGGCAGCGGCGUCGGCAGCGUUCCCGUUAUAAUGGAGGGUCCCGAAGUCACAUUCCUUUUCCAGUUCGGCAGCGUCCGCGAUGCAGUCUGCGUUCCCGCCAACGCCCUCACCCUCAAAACGCUCAAGGAUCUGGCCUGUGACUUCAUCAACACAAAGAUACCGGACAGCGGACUGACGUAUCUGUCGGAACGCAUUCUGCUCUUCGUCCACGAUUACAGCACCCCGAAUGUGCUGCACAUCAUCAACUCGGCAGCGGAGGUGGUGGACGAGACCCUCGUGGAAAUCGUGCUGACAGCCAGUCCCAUACUGUAUCCGACCUCCGAGAUGCCGACCCUCAAGCCCCACAGCCUGAAUGUGCAUUCCUACAAGGGACCGACCUUCUGUGAUUUCUGCGGCGAGAUGCUGUUCGGUCUGGUGCGCCAGGGCCUCAAGUGCGAUGGAUGCGGUCAGAACUAUCACAAGCGGUGCGUGGUGAAAAUCCCGAACAACUGCAACCGCUCGAAUGACGCCACCUCGAGGCGCUCCUUCACGCUCCAGACGCCCCGCAGUCCGUCCGGCAGCUCCCAGCAGUCGCUCGUCUCCACGGAGGACUCAACCGGAACCGGAACGGGAACGGGACGCAACGACUCGAGCAGCUCACUGAAUAUACCCGGUCGCCAUCAGAGGACCCAUUCGUCGGGCAGCCGGAACGGACCUACGGUGCUCCGUAUUCCGCACACCUUCAUGGUGCACACAUACGGAAUACCCACGGUGUGCCAGCUGUGCAAGAAGCUGCUGAAGGGACUCUUCAAGCAGGGAUUGCAGUGCCGCGACUGUCAGUACAACACGCACAAGAAGUGCAUGGACAAGGUGCCCCACGACUGUACGGGCGAGGCUCAGCUCAGCCAGCUGCAGAUCCAGGCCGGAGCCCGGGAGCGGGACAACUUCUUCCGCGAGGAGUUCGACGACAGCGAUUGCGACGAGGGCAGCGACUAUGGCAAGUACAAGUCGGCCACAUCGAUGGGUGGUGUAAAUCUGGUGGCCGGUCGACCCAGGGAAGCCCCCAAAGCCCUGACCAAUGCCCACAAUUCACCGCCCGAAUUGGUCAACGGAGGAUUGGGAGACGACUCCAGCGGUGGCGGUGGUGGUGAGACGAGCAAGUCCAGCAGUGAUGGCCAGUCGGAGCAAUCGCAAUCCUCAAACUCCUCGUCGCCCAGUGCCAAUAUCCCGCUGAUGAGGAUCGUCCAGUCCGUCAAGCACACCAAGAAACGUGGCGGUCAAGCGCUCAAGGAGGGCUGGCUGGUGCACUAUACCUCGCUGGACAAGGCGGUCAAGCGAUACUACUGGCGCUUGGACUCCAAGACCAUCACACUCUUCGUCUCGGAACAGGGUAGCAAGUACCACAAGGAGCUGCCGCUGGCGGAGCUCCUGUCGAUCGAGAGUCAUCUGGGUGAUCCUCGACCGGAGAGCAACUACUGCUUCGAACUGCGCUUGCCCAAUCUCAGCUACUUCGUCGGACAGGAUCCGCAGGUGGGCGCCAAGGAGGAGCAGGCCGUCCGAUUACCUCCGCCGGACAGCGGCAUCGGAAGCGACAUCGCCAAGAGCUGGGAGACCAGCAUCCGACAGGCCUUCAUGCACGUCAACAAUACCCAAUGCUGCGAAUCGGAAGAGCAGGUGCAGGACAUGGGUCAGUUGUACCAGAUCUUUCCGGAUGAGGUUCUUGGAUCCGGACAAUUUGGCGUGGUCUACGGUGGAGUCCACAAAAAGACGCAGCGUGAGGUGGCCAUCAAGGUGAUCGACAAGCUCCGCUUUCCCACCAAACAGGAGGCGCAGCUAAAGAACGAAGUGGCCAUCCUGCAGAACAUCUCGCACUGCGGCGUCGUCAAUCUCGAGCGGAUGUUCGAGACCCCCGAGAGGAUUUUCGUGGUGAUGGAGAAGCUCAAGGGCGACAUGCUGGAGAUGAUCCUCUCGCAUGCCAGGGGCCGGCUGAGCGAGCGGGUAACCAAGUUCCUCAUUACCCAGAUCCUGAUCGCCCUCAAGUACCUGCACUCGCAAAAUAUCGUCCACUGCGAUCUGAAGCCCGAGAAUGUCCUGCUCUCCUCGGACGCCGAAUUUCCGCAGGUGAAGCUCUGUGACUUUGGCUACGCUCGGAUCAUCGGCGAGAAGUCCUUCCGGCGAUCGGUGGUCGGCACUCCGGCCUAUUUGGCACCGGAGGUGCUCCGGAACAAGGGCUACAAUCGAUCGCUGGACAUGUGGAGCGUGGGCGUUAUAAUCUACGUGAGCUUGAGCGGCACUUUUCCCUUCAACGAGGAGGAGGAUAUCAACGACCAGAUUCAGAAUGCGGCCUUCAUGUAUCCACCCAAUCCCUGGAAGGAGAUCUCCUCAAAUGCCAUUGAUCUGAUCAACAACCUGCUGCAGGUGAAGCAGCGCAAGCGGUACACGGUGGACAAGAGUCUGCUGCACUAUUGGCUGCAGGACAAGCAGACGUACCGCGACCUCCGGACCCUGGAGACCCAGGUGGGUGGCGGGCGGUACCUGACCCACGAGGCGGACGACCUGCGCUGGGACUGUGCGGGCGACAUGUGACCUGCCUGUGAACCCGACGCGAUCCUCGAGAGCACCACCGAGAUAAUGGGCUGCACCACCACCACCUCCACCACCGAGAGCUAUCGUCCAUCUCCGGCGGACUGUGCCGGAUGCCAUCGGCUGUCGGAUUGCGGCCACUCGCCCAAAUCGGAGGCGAUGAGCGACAGGGCCCUGAAAUGGAUGCGGUUCCACCUUUGCCGGCACAUCAAAUAGCAGUACAACCCUAUUGCCUAGCCCAUAAGUUUAUCCCAUCUCCUCUAACUCGCUUUUCGAUAAACGCUAAACACAAAUGAAUUAUUCUAACUUACCUACAACUCUGUGUGCUAAAUUUUUCUCUAGAAUCAAAAUUAGUCGAUAGCUUUAAUUCGUUAACCACCUAAAGGCAACUCUUAUGAAUAACUACUUAAUAUACAACAAAAAAAAAAACAAAAAACCCAGAAGAAACUGUGAAGCUCAGAUCCAGUUUAGAACCAAUGGCCAUAAGGUACAGAAGAAACACCAACCAAACGAAUGGCAGAGAAAAUAUAGCUGAAUAAAUAACGCUUGACAAUUAA